This is a messenger RNA of Monopterus albus (swamp eel), 2023 nucleotides long. RefSeq names its product EGF-like-domain, multiple 6 (gene egfl6). Lineage: Eukaryota; Metazoa; Chordata; Actinopteri; Synbranchiformes; Synbranchidae. Gene Ontology annotation, cellular component: membrane. The record is from RefSeq and is a predicted model, not a curated record. The coding region runs from base 113 to 1678 and encodes 521 amino acids. The transcript is spliced from 12 exons. Gene Ontology annotation, molecular function: calcium ion binding.
UUGUCUGAGCAUUUUAAUGAACGUAAGCCCCUUAGAGGAAUAGUUGGGACUCACAGCAACCAAAGUCAGCCCUGUGGGAAAGAAAGCUCUCCAGCUGCCCACGGUCACAGACAUGCAGCCGUUUACCUUUCUCUGUGCUUUUUGUCUCUUGAUUUGUGUCUGCUCUGGUACUGCAAAAGCCCACAGGCACCACAGACAAGUCCUUACUGGAGACCAGCCAGGUGUGUGUCGCUAUGGCAGAAGACUAGAGUGUUGCUAUGGCUGGAAGAAAAACAGCAAAGGACAGUGUGAGGCCCAGUGUGAGCAUGGCUGCAAGCAUGGAGAAUGUGUUGGCCCCAGCAAAUGCAAGUGUUUCCCAGGAUACACUGGAAAGACAUGUAACCAAGAUUUGAAUGAGUGUGGCCUGAAACCCCGUCCCUGUGAGCAUCGCUGCAUGAACACAUAUGGCAGUUACAAGUGCUACUGUCUCAAUGGAUACACCUUAAUGCCUGAUGGAUCUUGUGCCAAUUCCAGGACGUGCUCUCUCGCUCACUGUCAAUAUGGUUGUGAGGAAGUACAAGGGGAGAUUCACUGCCUCUGCCCAUCUGCAGGGCUUCAACUGGGGCAAGAUGAGAGGAGCUGUGUAGAUGUUGAUGAAUGUGUUACCGGGAAGAAUCUCUGUCCAUUCAACAGACAAUGUGUUAAUACCUUUGGCAGCUACUACUGCAAGUGUCAGGAUGGUUAUGAUCUGAAAUAUGUUGAUGGAAAAUAUGACUGUGUAGACCUCGAUGAGUGUGCAGCCAGCACUCACAAGUGCAGUCACCAUGCUGUCUGUCUGAACAGUCAAGGAUCCUACAAGUGCAGGUGCAAGUCUGGCUUCAGAGGCAAUGGCGUUGAAUGCUCUGCCAUCCCAGACUCCCAAGUUGGGCCCAGGAUUCUGGGAGGUCAUCUGGAUAACGAGGAUAUUAAAAACGUUAUCACUGAACCAGUUACAACACCACCUCCUAAGAUCCACCAGCAGCCUUUUGACUACGAUGAAGAGGUCUACACUGGCACCCAGACUAAGGCGAGACCAGAAGAUGGGUUUCCAGGGGAAGAGGAGGAUGAGGAAGAGGAAGUAGAAGACAACCAGCUCAAUCCAAGAGGAGAUGUUUUCAUAUCAGAGGACUUUGAAUCAGUACUUGGCCCAACCACAGAAAUCAAAGAAAUCCACAUAGCACCAGUUCAAGAAGAGUUUAUCAUGGAUUGCAACUUUGACCAGGGAGCAUGUGAGUGGAUCCAAGACAAAGCUGAUGAUAUGGACUGGAGUGUAGUCUACCAUGAUAACGGUGCUGAGUAUUACAUGGCCAUGAGUGGGCUCCUAGGUGAGCAGGAGGAUGUGGCCAGGUUGAAGCUGCUUCUUAAUGACCGGGCCCAGCAAGGCAGCUUCUGCCUCACCUUCAACUACCGUGUGGUGGGCCAUAAUGUGGGCACACUAAAGGUGCUGCUUGAUAACAAUGUUUACCCAGUAUGGGAGCAGAGUCAAAGCAGAGGCCAGGGCUGGCAGAGAGAGCUCCUCACUGUGGCCUGGAAAGACAAGGCCCCAGAAUCGAUUAUCUUUGAAGCUCAGCGUGGGACAGGUAUUGGAGGACAGAUCGGGCUGGAUAAUGUUGUAUUGACCUCAGGACCCUGUCAAGAGGAUGCCAGUCCAAUCUUUUAGGACUCUCCACCUUGGAUCAACAAUUUGAAAAUCUCUUCUAUAUGACUCAUGUCAAGUACUCCUCUUUGCUGUCGAUGUUAUGGUCUCAUACUGGUGGAGUUUCUCAGUGCUCUUUAGCCACAGGAUGUCCACAUAAAAAUACAGACACAUGGUCUUAAGGGGAGACUAAUGUGCAUGCAUUUUUACUUUAUCAUCAUGCUGCUACAUCAAUACAUCCUGCAACAGUCUCUACUGUGAUUUUCAAAAUAGUCUUUUAUGAUACAAAUAACUCAGGUAUCAGGAAAAGGUGGAAAUGCUAACUUUGUUAGUUAUGUUUUACAGUAUUGUGCUUAGUUCUUUGUUAUG